Molecule: messenger RNA, 3540 nt
Organism: Botrytis porri
Lineage: Eukaryota; Fungi; Ascomycota; Leotiomycetes; Helotiales; Sclerotiniaceae
Exons: 3
Coding region: 1-3540 (1179 amino acids)
Biological process (GO): sister chromatid cohesion
Cellular component (GO): chromatin; cohesin complex; nucleus
Molecular function (GO): chromatin binding
Source: RefSeq, a predicted model, not a curated record
AUGAAUACUCAACGAUUGCCACUCAUGGAGAUCGAAAAUGAUGUGUCAAGCACACCCGUCGUAUCUGGUAGAAGGAAAUCAGGACGCGCCGUAAAAGCACCCGAGAAAUUCGUUCCAGAUUUACCAUCAUCUGCAAUUCGUUCGACAAACGCCAAAAGGAAGAGAUCCGAUGAAGAAGGAGAAGAUGACGCGUCAGAGGAAGAAGAAGUAGAAGUGGAAGAAGAGGAUGAGGACGAUGAAUUAGAGGAAGAAAGUGCGGGGGAAGAAGAAUUAAGAGAAGCUCGAAGGAAAGCCAAAACCUCCAAGAAGCCUGCAGCAAAGAAACCGAAAAUAAAUGGCACAGCUUCACAUGCUAGAGCGCCUGCUGUAAGAUUGCCAAAUCGACCCAAGAAAGCCAAGACGGUCGUGAUAGCAGAUGAGGAUGCUGAUGGACUUUAUGCUGAUGUUUAUACGAGCGGGCGACCAUCCGAUGAGAUUGUUUCUAGCUUUUUGGAAAAAUAUGCACAAAAUGGUCCCGGGGCUGUGGCAGAACUGAUAAAUUUCGUAUUGAAGAGUGCUGGGUGUGAUCUUGUUAUCAACGAGGAUGAUGUUAACGAUGCAGAUAAUGUCAAUGGGAAGAUUGCAGACCUUCAAGACGAACACCAAGCACAAAAUAUAUCCGAUUAUCCAUUAAUCUCACGAGUGAAGAAUAGCCAUGCCUUUCGUACCUCUUUCCUCGAUUUCUUCGACUCUUUAAAUAAAACCAUGAAUGCCUCUGGAGCACUUUAUGAUGAGGACGAACCAUUAAUGGAAAGCAUAUUUCAUUGGAUGGCUUCUAUGUCGUCUUCGAACCUACGACCUUUCAGACAUACUGCGACUGCCGUUGCUUUAACUAUUGCCACUUCUACCUGUCAAGUCGCGAAGGAACAAAUCGAAAUUGCUGCAAGAACAUUACGUCAACUCGAAGGAGAAAAGAAAAACAAAAGACCCAACAAAGGUAGACUGGCAGACUUUGAGAGGAAGGUUCGAGAAGGAGAAGGCAAGAAGGAGAUUUUAGAAGAACGAUUGAAGGAUAUUUUCGAUACAAUUUGGGUUCACAGAUAUCGAGAUGUUGACCCGAAAAUCAGGACAGAAUGUAUCGAAGCACUGGGCCUUUGGAUCCAUACUCUACCUGGUUAUUGGUUCGAUGGGCAAUAUUUACGAUACCUGGGAUGGAUGCUUACAGAUUCGGCUUCGAGUAUGCGACUCGAAGUGGUUAAACAACUCCAAAGAAUUUUGAAGAAUUCUAGCAACGUUUCAAGGAUGGGUACAUUCAUCGAACGAUUUAGACCUCGGAUUAUCGAAAUCGCCACAAGAGAUUCGGAUGCUGCUGUUAGGUCAAAUGCAGUUGAUUUGGUUGAUAUACUUCGAAAGGGAGGAAUGCUGGAACCAGAUGAUAUUGAUGUCAUUGGAAAACUCAUUUUCGACUCGGAACCCAAAGUACGCAAAGCUGUUGUUGCAUUUUUCGUUGAGAAUGUUAAAGAUGUUUUCGAUGAAAAAAUUGAGCAACUGGGCGGAGAAGAUGCCUUGGAGGAAAUUUUGACAGUUGACGAUGAUGAUUACGAUUCGCCUCGUGCUAGUUGGAUAAAACUCAAGUGUCUCGCAGAGGUUCUACAAAAUUAUGAUAUUUCUGACGAGGAUGAGAUGCCAAACCAAAUGGAUCAAGCGACUAUCGAACAUUAUUUAGACCUUUCCGGUGGGGAGUCAAGAUUUACUCUUGCGGCUCAAGCGCUAUACGAAAAGAUGUCGGAGCUCAAAGAAUGGGAAGUUUUGGCCGGUUACCUACUUCACGAUCAUUCAUCUAAUCCCAAAGGCAAGGGAACCAAUCGAGCAUUGAAGGAAUGUUUCAAACCAGAAGAGACCGAGGAGAUUAUUCUGCUAGAGACAUUAAAUGCAGUGGUCAAGCUUAAUCUAAACCAACUCAGCGAGCCAGAAAAAUCACGAGAUAAAAAUAAGAAGAGAAAUGCUAGAGCAGAAUCAGCAGAGAUCAAAGAGACAACAGCUCGUCAUUUAGCAGAUAUUAUUCCAAGGUUACUCAAGAAAUUUGGAGCCCACCCAAAAACUGCAACUGCCGUCUUACGUUUGGAACAUUCGUUGAACCUUGGUGUCUUUCAAGAACUACGACAAGGCUCAACGGGAUAUGCUAAAUUACUUGACGAGAUCACUGCUCAAUUCAGUGGCCACGCUGAUAAGAAUGUUCUUACUGAAGCAAGUGCAGCAAUAUUACAUGCGCGAAGUUAUGAAGAGUUUGAAGAUGUCACAGAAAGCAAACUUCAAACACUGUGGGAGGAUACCACAAAUAUACUCCAAAAUAUCAACAAAGCUGGUGCAAUAUCUGUUAGAGGAGAUUUUACAGAUUCAAUUCUUGUAGAACUUUCGACCAAUCUUUCAAAGGUGGAAAAGCUCGCAAGUAUUUCAAAUUGUGUUGAAAUUCUCGAAGCCGAAGUUGAUAGUCAAACUCCAUCUCCUAUUAGCAUCAUUUUGGACGUUGUUGCAAGAGGUCAGCUUGAGGAAUCGAAUCCAGACAUUGAUGCUCAAGAGGAUGAAAUUGUUAUAUCGGCUAUUCGUUCGGCCAUGUUCUAUUUCAUGUGGAAAGUACAUUCGUUGACAAGAUCAAUCUCGUCGGGUGAAGAGAUACCAGACGCUGACAUCGAUUCACUCAAAGAUUGUCAAGAAACCUUUAAUCAAAACCUUGUCGCCGCUCUAUCUUCUCGAGGUACCCUUGAUCCAGUUCGUUUACUUGCAACUGGUACUCUUCUCGAUCUUCACGUUUUAUUCGCCACUCUACGACCUCAAGCUACUGCCGUUGGACAAAAAGAUCCCCAAAACCAAUCCGAGAACCUCCAAUCCCUUUUCAAACAAAUCUCCCCAGAAGCUCAAACUGAAUUAACCUCCAUCUUUGACCAUGCCGAGAAACACUAUGCGAAAAAAGCCAAGAAACGUUUAGAAGAGCCCGAUGACGACGAAGCUCCUGAAGAUGAACCCGAAGACUCGGAUGACGAAGAUGAGGAAAUCACAGAAAAUGAACGACAAAGUGAAACUCUCAAGGCCGAACAACAACUUUGUGAAUUGACUGGAAAACUUAUCUUGGCUAUCCUCGCAAAAGUCAUCGAUGCCUCGGGACCUAUGAAGGGAAAAUUACGUAAACGUAUUGAGAGAAAUCGAACCAGAUUGGGCCAUAAUUUCAAGGAAGUAGUUGCGUAUCUCGAUGAGCCCAAAGAAAAGGUCAAGAAAAGCCAUAAGAGUAAAGCUCAACAAGCAGCAGCGGAGGCAGCUGCACAGGCAAAGAAAGAAACUCUUAGGUUGGAGUUGGAGGAUGAAGAUGAAGAAGAGGAAGAAGAUGAUGAUCCUUUUGCGGAUGCCGAACCGGAAGAGGGAUCGAGGGAAGAUUUGAAAAAGAGAGAAUUAAUCGAGGAUGUUAGUGGUGAUGAAGAAGAAGUCGAGGGAGAGGGAGAUGGAGAUGCGGAGGAAAAUGGAGAUGUGCCUGAGGAGGAUGAGGAUGAAGAUAUGUUAGGGGAUUGA